Gigantopelta aegis is the source of this 2602-nucleotide messenger RNA. RefSeq lists its product as uncharacterized. Gene Ontology annotation, molecular function: peroxiredoxin activity. The transcript is spliced from 5 exons. Bases 43 to 735 code for a protein of 230 amino acids. The record is from RefSeq and is a predicted model, not a curated record. NCBI's taxonomy places the organism in Eukaryota, Metazoa, Mollusca, Gastropoda, Neomphalida, Peltospiridae.
GUGAAAGUGGUGGGUUUACAUAAAACAGCUUCGAAAAACAAAAUGUUUAUUGGUGGAUCAGGGUUUGUCAUGAACAGGUUUCAACACUGUUGUAAACUAUGUUUAUUAGUGAAUAUGCAUAAGAUUCCAAGACAGAUGACUUCUGGUCUGUUUACAUCCAGACACGUAUUAUCAAAUGAUGAUAAGUCAGUGAGUCGAUUUCCAGUGCCAGAUAUGUCAACUCUGCCACAAGAUUUACAACAUCGAUUUGGAAAUUCCAAGUUCAUUCCAAAUGCAUUUCGAGCACUGGCAUACAGACCUGUAGAACUGAGGGCAUUUCUGUUUUACAAUGAUGUUUUAAUGCAAGGCAAAGGUAACAUAACAAAAGCGGACAAAGAAAUGAUUGCAGUUACUGUGAGUUCAGAGAACAAAUGUCUUUACUGUGUCAUCACACAUGGCGCCCUUCAUCGCAUGCAGUCCAAGAACCCACUACUAGCAGAUCAGCUUUCAGCUAACUGGAAAUGUGCAGAUCUGGACACCCGACAAAAAGCAAUAUUGGAGUUUGCAAUGGAAAUUUGUCACAGUCGGUCACCCUCAGAAGAACUGUACCAGAAACUUUAUGAUCAGGGAUUAACACAAGAUGACGCAUGGGACAUCGGGACAAUAGCGGCGUUCAUCUCCUUUUCAAAUAGACUGGCACACCUGACAGAGAUGAAGCCCAAUGAAGAGUUCCACUAUAUAGGGAGAGCAUCCUGAGUUAUAAGAGAUGGAAGGAAUUUUAAACUACAGCUAUUUGGUUUUAACUUAUUAUGAUUGCAACAUUUGAUUUAUAGUCCAUCCCACAGGGAACGCCUUUUUGAUACUAUGGAAUUUACUACAAGUUAUUUAUUUAUGAGUCGAUUGUUUCGUAACUUGCACACACAAAUAGUAUUUGUUUGUUAUUUUCAGAACAUUUUUACUUUUCUUCUUAUAUCAUGCCAAACUGAAAUUAUUAAUAAAAAACACUUUUGUAGAAGGAUGAGACGGACUAUAGAUAGUGAGAGGAAAUCUGUUGCUGUCACAUAGGUUACUCCUACUAAGUAACAGCAAUGGAUAUUUAAUAUGCACUUCCCCGACAGAAAGGUUGUAUUAGCACACACAUGUACCACAGCCUGUGAUAUACGAGUUUGGGAAAUCCUGGUUGGAUAUGAUAAAAGUGGUGUAUCCACCUGGGUUAAUCAACUCAUCACACCUCGGAUGAGCAGUUUACCCAGGGCUCGGAACAGCCUGUGGGCAGGUCGCCAAAUGUGACCAAUGUCCUGUUUGGGCGACUUACAUAUUAAAAAAAUAAUGGUGUUAUUUGCUAUAAUAUAUGAGCCACUAUUAAUAUUUGUAUUGCAUAUCUUUAUUCCACAUUAAAAUCUUGUUCAUGGUUCGCUAACCUUAAUUUGCCAACAUCCAUUAUUAUUUUUUGGGCCACCAUAUUUUUUGGCGAGUUUCGAGCCCGGUUUACCACCAGAUUAUAAUCUCAGGUCAUUUUGUAUUAUUUAAAAUGGAUCAUUCACAUUUUUAUCCUGUGUUCAUACUUUAACAGUCUAGCUCAUCAAGGAAUCUAGCUCAUCAAGGAAUCAUAAAAACAAUUAAAAUUGAAUCAUAAAAACAAUUAAAAUGGGGACACUUCCUAAAACCUUGAAAGGCAGGUCGCUCCUCCCGUUGCCAUGUAUUAAAAGAGAGGCAACACAUUGGUAUUGUAUGUAGUAUCAAGCAAUUUACCACAUUCAGUGAUGGCGAAAACAGGUUCACACAAAUGUAGACGUGUUUUUAUAUUAGUCAUUGAUUAAUACAGGAUGAGGUGGUGAAAUUGCAGUUUUACUCUGUAUAAUGUUAAAGUUGCUUGUAAAUAUGUAUUAAAAAAACAUAAAGAUGUAAUUUUCUCAUCUGUGUUUUGAAUUGUGUGCUGUCCAAUUUAGUGCUUCCUUUAUCAGAAACAAUUCUUUAUAAGUGCUAUAUUGUUUUAUAAUUAAACGUUUUGCUAGACUGUAUAUUAGUGUAAUGUUCUAAACAUGAAACAGUUUGGUUUGUUUAACAACACCACUUGAGCACAUUCAUUUAUUAAUCAUUGGUUAUUGGAUGUCAAACAUUUGGUAAUUGUGACCUAUAGUCUUAGAGGAAAUCUGCUACAUUUUUUCUAUAGUAGCAAAAUGUCUUUUAUAUGUACCACCCACAGACAGGAUAGCACAUACCAUGGCCUUUGAGGUAUCUCACCACUAUUGAUUAUACAUUGGUGACGAUACAAACAAAGCCAAGCACUGACUAAAUUAUUAACAGUAGGUGCUACAUACUACCUGACAUGAAGAGAAUAGCCUCUGUGACAGGAUUUAAGCAAAUAACAUUGAUACUUCACCACCUGCAAGUUCAAUUAUCCAGACUCCUUAAGACAUGGAGUAAUGGUGGGGAAGCAACUCUCAAUAAAAAUAUGUAACACAGGCACUGUAAACAAUGGUCUUGCCUGUAGCUGAGCAGAUAUACAUCUGUCAGUUUGAUAUGCCAAAAUCAAGAGGCAAUGUUAACCCUUCCAAUAUUCCACAAUCAUACUGUCAAGUCUGUUCAGACACCAACAUAAUAAAAUAAAGAAACGAGGUAC